AGGGCCAGAACCUAGUCACCAGGCCACAUCCAGGCACGUUUUCAUUUGGGGCAACCACGUGCCCUGCCCUGUUAACGACAAGGGAGUCCAUUUCUAUGAGAGAAAAGGGCAGACUGGGUAUUUGGGAGCCAGUGGCGACCCUGGCCACACCUGCCACUCCAAGUAAGACUUGGCCAGUUAGGCCUCCAUGGCAUCUUGACUUUUUCUUUGUCGGGCUUAUCACACCGGCUCUGUCAUCGUCUUUACGUGUAAAAUGUCGGUUUUAUCCUCCGGUAAAGAUGAGGCAGGAAUCGUACUGUAUCCCCAGUGCCUAGUACACAGUAACUGUUUAGAAAUAGUUGUUGCCUCAUUGAUAGGAUUACACUGAACACACCUCAAGCUUAGGUGGGAUUCAAAGAAGAAAGACAUUUUCGCCUAGCGGCAACCAUCAGGCCGCGGACCGAUGGUUUCACCCUGAAUUCCGUCACUGCGUCCUGUUAACGCUGUCUUCACUGUGAAUCCCCGAUCCAGCCGCUUCCUAACGGCGCCACUGCCCAGUGUCCACGGAAGCCAGAGACCCUUCAAAAGCGCGAACCAGUGUCAUCGCUUCUGGUCCUGCUGCAGCCCGUCUGUGGACCCAUUUCUUGUGGGGCCCAAGUCCACCUUGUCCUUCGCACUGGAGCCACGCUUACCCUUCUCUCCUGGGGACAUGCCCGGCCCCUUCCUGACACUGGAACAGGUUUCCCCACUGCCGUUGUCAUUCUGAUCUCAACUAAGACGCCAUCUCAGAGGUGGCCCUGGGGAGGCGACCAGCUAUCGGCACCCGGUCACCUCUCCUACAUCACCUUACAGCACUUGGUAGUACUUGAACUUGUCCCCCCUUCCCCAGUAAAUAAUGCAGACCUAAUGCCCCUGAGGCAGAUUCCAGGCGUCACUGCCUGAGAACAAUAUAGAAACAUUUUUGUGAGAGACUGGCUCCUUGAAUCUGAAAGCAACACUAACAUAUCCUUUGAAAACUUGGGGUUCCAUAUCCCAGAGCCUACAACUGUGGCGGGGAUGGGCUGGGGCUGAGGUCGGUGGCCCAGAACGGCUUCCUUCCAACAGUAUUACGCCUCCAUCUUUUAAGCCCCUCAAUCGUUGCUCGUUCUGUGUGCCUGAAAACACGUAUGCAGCAACAGAAAAUGCUCAGUUUUACCUGCCACUCAGUGACCUACAGAUUCCUGGAGCCCCAGAAGGGGCUAUCGGCAUCAGUCAGGGUUCAAGCCGAGAAACAGAACUGGUGAGGGCUAUGGAUUAGGAUUACCGCAAGCAACUGCCUCAUGCAAGUGUGAGACCCAGGGUGCAAGCCUCCGAGAAGGGCAGGCCGGCCCAGGCAGCGCUGAAGCUGUGUCCACAGGUGGAAUUUCUUCCUCAGGGAAGCCUGGGUUCUGCCCUUACGGCCUUCCACCGACCGGAGGAGGCCCUCCCAGGUUAUCUAGGAUAAUCUCCCUGGCUAAAAGCCACCUGAUGAUAGACUUUAUUGUGUCUCCAAAAUACCUAGGUCAGCGCUCGUGAAUAAAUGGGGACUAGAUCCUAGCCGGGCUGACACGUGAGCAUGACCAUCUCAGAAAGGCGGGUUCCCGGUUUCCCAAAAGACAGACCCAUUCCCAACGACCUCAGGAAACAAUAGAAACAAUACUGCCUACUUCCGCAGUCUCUGUAGCUAACAGCUCAGUGGCAGCAGUAAUUAGAACUUGAUUUCAUAAUUAUUAUUUGUUACCCAGGGUUGGUUGCUUAGAUACAAAGCAAUUCAUUUUGAGCCAGAUUUUCCUUAAGACGCCCUGCAGAUAUUAUAAUGUUCCAGAGCCUAUUCAGUAAUAACAAGUAAUGGCUCUCAAAGUUAACACAUUUCUGCUCGAAACAAUAUGUGCUGUUUGACUGUUACCAACCACUUGCAUAGUAGUUAGUAAGUAACUGGUGGGCCUCAUGCUACUCACGGGAUAGUAAUCCACAUUUCAGUCAGGAUUUAUUCCACAGUUCUCCAGCAGCAUUUAUUUUGAGGCCUUUGGGGUAGUCAUAUUAAAUUCCACCCCCACCCUACGCCUGGAUACAAAAGAAUUUAAUGUCUAUUGUAAAAAAAAAAAAUGUGGAUAAUACAGGAAGAGGUGAACAAGAAAACAAUCACCCUAACCUGUCCCCCAGGAAUAAUUAUCAGUAGUAUUUUGAUGCAUAUCCUUUCAUAUAGAUGUAUAUAUAAGAUCAAUAAAGUCACACUAUUCAUGCAUCCUAUUUUUUAACAUUAUUUGGUGAUCCAUGUAAUUAAGUUAUUAAUGACUCUUCUAAUGAUUUAAUCUAAUGAUGUACCAUUCCCUCAACGUUGGACAUUUACUUUGUUUCCUGUUGUUAAUACUAGGAUACAAUCUUACCACUAGAAGAGGAGUAAGUCCUGGAGACCUAAUGGACAACGUGGUGAUUAUAGUCAACAAUACUGUAUUAUAAACCUCAGAGUUCCCGGGAGAGUUCACCUCAACUGUUCUCACCACAAAAAAGAGAGAAUUAGGAGGCAUGCACCCUGUAAGGAUUGCCAGGCGAUAAUGAAGGUUCUUUUACUAAAAGACCCUAAGGAGGAUGACUGUGGCCAAGAUCCAUAUAUCAGGGAACUAGGAUUAUAUGGACUUGAAGCCACUCUGAUCCCUGUUUUAUCAUUUGAGUUUUUGUCUCUUUCCAGUUUUUCUGAGAAGCUGUCUCAUCCUGAAGGCUAUGGGGGCCUCAUUUUUACCAGCCCCAGAGCAGUGGAAGCAGUGGAACUGUGUUUGGAGAAAGACAAUAAAACUGAAGUCUGGAAACACUCUCUGAAAGAAAAGUGGAAUGCUAAGUCAGUGUACGUGGUUGGAAGUGCUACCUCUUCUCUAGUGAAUAAAAUUGGCCUGGACACAGAAGGAGAGAGCUGUGGAAAUGCAGAAAAGCUCGCAGAAUACAUUUGUUCCAGGGCUGCUUCCUGCUCUGAACUCCCCUCCUCAGAGCGGCCCCCACCCCCACGAGCACGUCCCCGGACGGCGUGUGGCCGCCGUUUGUAGGUGUCGCUGGUUGCAGGCAUGUUGCGUUUCCGUGAGGGGUUCACCCUUGAUGGAAGUAAAGCUUCUGGGGAACUUGGAGCGAGAGGGGCGGGAAGGUUAAGGGGUGCCCGCAGAGCAGUCCUCCCCGCCAUCUCCCCCGCCCCCCAGCCUAACCCAGCUGCAGACACUUGCCCUUGCGCCCUCGUCGCCCCCUCCCCAUCGGUAAAAGCGGGUCGAAUAAGCACCCCACGUCACGGGCCCAGCACGACGACGUAUUAGGUACGCAGAGGCAACACGUGCCAGAUGCCAGCGUGGUGGCCCCCCGGGGGCCAGGGAGCAGGGCAGCAGGACCGAGGGUGCUCCCUUCCUCUCCGGUCGCAGCCACCCCAGCCCUGCUCUUCCCUUUAGCUCGGUGAGGUCUAAGUUUGGAGAAACGCUCUUCUUACUAAAGGAGUGUGUUUCCCAGACACUCCCAAAAGCCCCGGGGACAGUGGACGUGACCCUAAGCCAGUGACCCUUUGGGCCCAAGCCUGGUCGAAGCAGGUGCUGGCCUGGGCCGGGGAGGAGGACCGGGCAGCCAGCACGGUGUUCCUGUCCCAGGGCAGCACCUCCGGGCCUCCUGCCUCGGGUCUGGGAUCCACCACGCCCCCCGAACCGCGGUGCCUCGGGGGCUCUCAGACACGACAGUCGAGGGCCCACGACUCUAGUGGCCGGUCCCAUGGCUGCUCCCGGCACGUCGUCCCGUCCAGCCUCCUGCACAACCCUCCCACCUCUGCCUGUCCCCCCCUCCCCCGACGGUGCUGCCCGCGGACGUCCCGUCCCUCGUGUAUUCCUGUUAAGCACAGCCCCUCACGACAGGGCUGCCAUAGGCUGUGCUCCUUCUACACAUUACUGUCCCAAAGACCCCGGCCCUCUUUCGGGCACCCGCUCACUGUACACAUGCCGUUAGUAUCUCCUCUGUCGUUUAACCCGCUCCGGCCUUGUGAGGGUCACUGGUCUGUGUCGCCUCCUCCCUGGUGCCCCCCCAGCCCCGCAAGGGGCCCGGCACACAGGUGUUCCCACGCGGCGUUUGCCGAAUGCUGUCGGACUGUUCCGGCUUGACGGGAGGGCACGUGGAGGGCAAGGCAGGGGAGGGCUUGGCCAAUGCCGGCCGGCCUGUCGGGGCUGAGAAGCCCUUUAGCAUCAGCAUGGGAGUGCCUCUGCCCACCUCUGCCCACCGCUGCCCAGCCAGGUGUUGAAACAGCAGCGGGAAUUAUGCCGGGGGUCCAAGGGUGAGCACGGUCCCGGGCACCUCGGGGUCCUCAGGCCCAUGGCACUGUUUCGAGGGUCACUGAGCCUCAUCUCUUCUGGGGCGAGAAGAAUGUCACGAUUGGGUUCUUCCACCAGCCGUUCAUAGUGUGGGUGCAUAUGUUCCAGAAGGAUCCAACUCCAGGCUUUUUAUUUCUGAUGUUUUCAGGGGAUAAUGGUCACCAUUAAGUGGUAACCGAGCCCUUCUAAUGUCUUCAUGUAGAAAUCACUGUGACCGGUAGCUCUUGGCAUUCCCCUUGGAAUCAAGUGCCUUGGUUAAGAAAACUCAUGAUGGGUUCUGUGGGUGGCACGACAAUUACUCCUUAAUGGAACAGGUGGCUGCCGCCUGCUCCCAGGGCAGACGAUCUGGCCAUCCUCACAGCUGAUGCACUAGUUCUGGAAAGAGACGGAGGGAAAUUGAGUCAUUCUUCAUCAUCAGGUGCAAAGCCAUCAAGCUGGUGUUCCUUGCUCUGCAUACACAAGGCAGGAAGGAUCCGUGUCACUUCUGAGAUAUCACACUGGUGUUUCAAUUAACUGCCUCACGGCGUGAGGGUGGAUAGGAGCCUACUCUGCCCUUAUCUCGGCAGACACGGGUCCACACUCUUUGCAAAGCCUUUGUGACUUCUCAUUUAUUACCGGCAUGCCUGUGUGUCCUGAUAAAUUUUUAAUUCGCAAUUAGAAUACCACAUAAGAAUCCUUCUUGACUGCUAAUACUUUAACCUUGGUUUUACCAAGGCAUUAAUGAUUUCCUUCCCCAGUAAGAUCUGAAGCUUGAUUUGAAAAGCUAAGAAUCUACUUCCAGUAUUUAGAGUGAACAGGCCAGUUCAUAGUUAUUGCUUACUUUAGCUGACACUUUUACUCUGUGACAAACGCCACUGUGAGCACUUAAAGCUAUGAACUCAUUUCAUCUGUUGUGUGUGGGGUUUUUUUUGAGAGAUGGAGAGGAAGGGGCAGGGAGAGGGGGGCGCAGAGAAUCCCACCCUGAGAGUGGAGAGCCCUGAUGUGGGGCUUGAACCCAGGAACCAUGAGAUCACGCCCUGAGCCAAAACCACAGGUCCGACGCUUAACCAACUGAGCCACCUACGCGUACCAGAUAGCUCACUGUUACCAUAGAAAACCCUGCCCUCCCAGGGUAUCUCCUCUAAUGGAAGAGAGAGCAGCAAUUAAAAUGGUAAAAGGGGGAAGACAGUUGCAACAUUCUGCAGGAGAGAGGGUCCGCCUGAGUCAGAGGGGAGCACAGUUAAUUGAAAUGUCCUCUGGAUUCGGCGCUGGUAGGCAGACAGCUCCCGCAGCCUCGCAGACUUGCUCGGCUCUUCCUUCCCUCGCCAUCAGCCUCACUGUCCGGGUUCCACACCAUGAGCAUC
Panthera uncia (snow leopard) is the source of this 5665-nucleotide messenger RNA. It is a transcript of the gene UROS, whose product is annotated as uroporphyrinogen III synthase. The transcript is spliced from 7 exons. Gene Ontology annotation, molecular function: uroporphyrinogen-III synthase activity. Gene Ontology annotation, biological process: uroporphyrinogen III biosynthetic process. NCBI's taxonomy places the organism in Eukaryota, Metazoa, Chordata, Mammalia, Carnivora, Felidae. The record is from RefSeq and is a predicted model, not a curated record. The coding region runs from base 2553 to 3035 and encodes 160 amino acids.